CACGCAUUACAUUGGAAUUUGGCGGUAACCAUUUAAAAGAGAGCGAAUUAAACUCGUGUCGUGUGUAAACUUGAACUUAAAAAGUGGAAGUCUUUUCUCCAUGAUUUGACUUUUUCUUGAUAUUUUUAUUAAGUAUGGUCCGUCCUGACCGUGGUCAUAGGGAUGAUGGGAAAAGUUUCAAAGGACCAGCCAAGAGAUCUCAGUCAGGCGAUUCAUGGCCAGCGAGCCAAAAGAUGCGCAAGGGAGUCAAGCCCGCAGUUGACGAAAAUUCUGAAGUUGUCAAAACCUUCAGGAUCUUUCAGUCGGAGUUGGAUGCCAAGCAUGACAAGCAUGAGAGAUUGGUCAAGCUGAGCAGAGAUGUUACCAUUGAGAGCAAACGGACCAUCUUCCUGCUCCAUCGCAUUUCAGGAGAGGAGGAUAAGGAGUCCCUCAUCAAGGAGGCCCAGGGUAAGAUUCAGGACAUCCAGGCCAGUCGUCUCCAGCGCAUUGCCAGGGAGCUGGAGGGGGAGGAUCCUUUCUUGUUCCAUCGGGCGGUUUCCCCGGGCCUCCAGGAGUACAUAGAGGCCGUCCUGUUCCUGUGCUACGCGGCCGAGAGGAGGCUGAUGGGACUGGGCGAGGUCAGGGGUCAGCUGGAGUUCAGGGUUCCCAUUGAGGAAGGGGAAGAUUCAAAGACAAAGGAUUCAUCAAAACCUGAAGGGGAAGCUGCGCCUGAUGAUGCCAUUGAGCAAGGGAGCCUCCCCAAGGAACCACCCUCAGCCACACUCCACAGGACUCUUGCACUCUAUGUCUCCCCCUUGGAUUACGUCCUCGGCGUGGCCGACUUCACCGGUGAACUCAUGCGCAUGUGCAUCAACAGCGUCGGGGUUGGGGACCUGGAGACCCCGUUUGAGCUGGUAGCCUUCAUGCGGGAGCUGUACGACAGCUUCCAGCUGCUUGGGAACCAGCCGGGCCGGGAGUUUGUGCGCAAGCUGUCCGUGAUGCGACAGAGCGUGUCCAAAGUGGAGAACGCCUGCUACAUGCUGAGGGUGCGGGGGUCGGAGAUCCCCAAGCACAUGCUCCUAGAUGCCAUCUCUUCCCUCCCGGACUCGGCACAGACAGACUUUGAUACCUGAACUCUGUUACUUUCAUUGUAAUCCCAAGAUACCGAGGUAAUUUUUUUAUUUUCAUUUAAAAAAGAAGGAGAUGGAAGUCAGAGCCAUUGAAAAGUUAAAAGAAACAUGUGAAAAUGCAUUGCCAUCAAAUCACUUCUUGGACCACUCCUUUGUACCUUUUGAAAUUAAACACGCUCUGGUUUAACAGUUAUUCUUUGAAAUUUUAACAAUGAGGAGAAAUUGUUAUUUUAACUGCAAGAAAAAAAUACAAAUAUCCUUACCCUGUACUAACUAAAACAACUACAGACUAACAUUGACUUGGAAACUAAUGUGGUGUAUACAGUGGAAUGUCGCUAUACUGAACACCGCUAUACCGAAUAUUCGGCUAUACCGAACAUCAUCC
Molecule: messenger RNA, 1494 nt
Organism: Patiria miniata (bat star)
Lineage: Eukaryota; Metazoa; Echinodermata; Asteroidea; Valvatida; Asterinidae
Gene: tsnax
Product: translin-associated protein X-like
Exons: 5
Coding region: 135-1112 (325 amino acids)
Cellular component (GO): cytoplasm; nucleus
Molecular function (GO): RNA endonuclease activity; sequence-specific DNA binding; RNA binding
Source: RefSeq, a predicted model, not a curated record